AUGUGUUCGUUAUCGAUGCAAUUAUCAUUCUUCCAAUCAUCAUCUCGUCCUUCGUCGUCGUCUUUCUCACCCAACCAUGAACCUAAACUCUCUACUACUUCCUCUGUGACCUUCCCCUCCAAAUUGAUGAAGAAUUUGAGUUUGAAGAGUCGAAAUUUGUAUCUAAGUGUUAAAGCUUAUGAUGAUUCUUCAAAUAAACAGCCUUCUGAUUCUUCUUCCACACCUCCCAAUGGCACUCGGCCCAGAAACAGGAGGGAUAUUCUAUUGGAGUAUGUCCAGAAUGUUAAGCCGGAGUUCAUGGAGUUGUUCGUUAAACGUGCUCCUAAACAUGUGGUUGAUGCAAUGCGGCAAACUGUGUCGAAUAUGAUAGGAACGCUUCCUCCGCAGUUUUUCGCAGUUACAGUCACCACUGUUGCUGAGAACCUUGCACAGCUGAUGAUGAGCGUCUUGAUGACUGGAUAUAUGUUCAGAAACGCUCAAUAUCGUCUUGAAUUGCAACAAAGUUUGGAGCAAGUUGCUCUUCCUGAACCACGUGAUAAAAAGGAGGGUGAUGAAAACUAUGCACCUGGAACUCAAAAGAACGUUUCAGGGGAAGUUAUCAGGUGGAAUAACAUCUCUGGUCCUGAGAAAAUUGAUGCAAAAAAGUAUAUCGAGCUUCUGGAAGCAGAGAUCGAAGAACUCAACCGUCAAGUGGGAAGAAAAUCUGCGAAUGAGCAGAAUGAAAUUUUGGAGUAUCUGAAAUCUCUCGAACCCCAAAAUCUCAAGGAGCUUACAAGCACGGCAGGUGAAGAUGUUGCGUUGGCCAUGAAUACAUUUAUCAAGCGGCUUCUAGCUGUGUCCGACUCCGACCCAAAGCAAAUGAAGACGAAUGUGACAGAGACAAGCGCAACAGAACUAGCAAAAUUGUUGUAUUGGCUAAUGGUGGUGGGAUACAGCAUUCGCAACAUCGAAGUCCGUUUUGAUAUGGAACGUGUGCUUGGCACUCAAGCCAAGCUCGCAGAGUUGCCUCCUGGUGAAAUUAUUUGA
This is a messenger RNA of Arabis nemorensis, 1026 nucleotides long. NCBI's taxonomy places the organism in Eukaryota, Viridiplantae, Streptophyta, Magnoliopsida, Brassicales, Brassicaceae. The record is from the annotation of a GenBank genome assembly.